Closterium sp. NIES-65 is the source of this 2271-nucleotide messenger RNA. Lineage: Eukaryota; Viridiplantae; Streptophyta; Zygnematophyceae; Desmidiales; Closteriaceae. The record is from the annotation of a GenBank genome assembly.
AUGUUCCCCGUUGCCAUUGCCCUCCCAUCGCCCUUACCCCUAUCCCCUCCCAUCGCUUCCUCGUGGUCGUCGCCCCUGCGCGGCAUCCUCUCGCCACCCCGCGCGCACUCUUCUCGCCUCCCCGCGCGCGCUUUUCUUGCUUCCCCGCGCGGCCUCCUCUCACCAUCCCGCGCGUGCUCCUCUCGCCUCCCCUCGCGUGCUCCUCUCGCCUUCAUAGCGCGCGAAUCUCUUGCCUCCCCGCGCGGCCUCCUCUCACCUCGUCGCGCAUCCUUCUCUCGCCUGCCCCACGUGUGCUUCUCUCGCCUCCCCGCGCGUGCUCCUCUCGCCUCCCCUCGCGUGCUCCUCGACCCCCCCGCGCGCGCGGCUCUUGCCUCCCCGCGCAUCCUCCUCUCGCCUCACCUUGCGUGCUCCACUCGCCUCCCCGUGUGUGCUCCUCUCUCCUCAUCUUUCGGCGUGACCGCGCCACCGCGUGCGUGCGCCUCUCUCCAUGCCUUGCGUAAUCUAUCGCCUCCCCGCACGUGCUCCUCUCUCCUCACGUUGCUUGCUUCUCUCGCCUUCCCAUGCGUGCUCCUCUCUCCUCACCCUACGUGCUCCUCUCGCCUCCCCGCGCGUGCUCCUCUCUCCUCACCUUGCGUGCUCCUCUCGCCUCCCUGCGUGUGCUCCUCACCCUCUCCCCCUAUCCAUCCUGAAACGUCGUCGUGCCUCAUUGCGAUGCUUGCGUUCACCACUCCACGUCCACCCACUUUCGACGUAUGCGUGUCCCCACCACUCCCCACUAUCCUGACAGGGGCCCCGACCCCGCGCGCCAUCCUCUCGCCUCCCGCGUGCGCUCUUCUCGCCUCAUGCGCGGCAUCCUAUCGCCGCCCCGCGCGCGCUUCUCUUGCCUCCCCGCGCGUCCUCCAUUCACCUUGCGUGCUCCUCUCUCCUCACCUUGCGAAGCUCCUCUCUCCUCACCUUGCGUGCUCCUCUCGCCUCACCUUGCGUGCUCCUCUCUCCUCCCCUUGCGUCCUCCUCUAUCCUCACAUUGCGUGCUCCUCACUCCUCACCUUGAGUGCUCUUCUCUCCUCACCUUGCGUCCUUCUCUCUCCUCACCUUGCGUCCUCCUCUCUCCUCACUUUGCGUGCUCCUCUCUCCUCACCUUGCGUGCUCCUCGCUUCUCACCUUGCGUCCUCCUCUAUCCUCACCUUGCGUGCUCCUCACACCUCACCUUGCGUGCUCUUCUCUCCUCACCUUGCGUCCUCCUCUCUCCUCACCUUGCGACUGCCUCUCUCCUCACCUUGCGUGCUCCUCUCUCCUCACCUUGCGUGCUCCUCUCGCCUCCCCGCGCGUGCCCCUCUCUCCUCACCUUGCGUCCUCCUCUCUCCUCACCUUGCGUGCUCCUCUCUCCUCCCCUUGCGUGCUCCACUCUCCUCACCCUGCGUCCUACUCUCUUCUCACCUUGCGUCCUCCUCUAUCCUCACCUUGCGUGCUCCUCACUCCUCACCUUGCGUGCUCUUCUCUCCUCACCUUGCGUGCCCCUCUCUCCUCACCUUGCGUCCUCCUCUCUCCUCACCUUGCGUGCUCCUCUCUCCUCAACAUGCGUGCUCCUCUCUCCUCCCCUUGCGUGCUCCUCUCUCCUCAGCUUGCGUGCUCCUCUCUCCUCACCUUGUGUCCUCCUCUCUCCUCCCCGCGUGUGCCCCUCUCUCCUCACCUUGCGUCCUCCUCUCUCCUCACCUUGCGUGCUCCUCUCUCCUCACCAUGCGUGUUCCUCUCUCCUCACCUUGCGUGCUCCUCUCUCCUCACCUCCCGUGCUCCACUCUGACAGGUGGGGUGCUCCUCUCUCCUCACCUCCCGGGUUUUGCUCUGACAGGGCAGGGUGCUCCUCUCUCCUCACCUCCCGUGCUCCACUCUGACAGGGCAAGGGUGCUCCUCUCUCCUCACCUCCCGUGCUCCACUCUGACAGGGCAGGGUGCUCCUCUCUCCUCACCUCCCGUGCUCCACUCUGAUAGGGCAGGGUGCUCCUCUCUCCUCACCUCCUGGCAGGGUGCUCCUCUCUCCUCACCUCCCUUGCUCCACUCUGACAGGUGGGGUGCUCCUCUCUCCUCACCUCCCGUGCUCCACUCUGACAGGUGGGGUGCUCCUCUCUCCUCACCUCCCGUGCUCCACUCUGACAGGUGGGGUGCUCCUCUCUCCUCACCUCCCGUGCUCCACUCUGACAGGUGGGGUGCUCCUCUCUCCACACCUCCCGUGCUCCACUCUGACAGGUGGGGUGCUUCCGAACCUGUUGUUUAG